AUGCCUAUUUCCAUUAAAACCCUUCGUGCAUUCACAGAUGGAAUACCUUGGGUGAAGAUAUUUAAGAAAGCUGAAAAUACGAUGUUCGAAAUCAGUGUUAACUCCACACUCUCUCGCUCUAUUUGCCAGAGCCCCACCUGGAGUGCACUAGUCCAGAUUAGGAUAGCGGUCCGCCCAGAUCACACCAACCAGUGUACUUUGAUAAACUACGGUAAAUUACUACAAUUUCAUUACUAA
Penicillium digitatum Pd1 is the source of this 237-nucleotide messenger RNA. Lineage: Eukaryota; Fungi; Ascomycota; Eurotiomycetes; Eurotiales; Aspergillaceae. The record is from RefSeq and is a predicted model, not a curated record.